UUCGAAUCUGCGCAUUUGGAGUACUCUCAUAUCUAAAAUUUUCUUCAUUUUCUACUUGGCAGUAGCAAUACCAAGUAAAACUGGAGAUUCUUCGAAGAUCCAGGAUUUUCUAGGACGGAUUUUCUGUUUUUACAGUACAUGUUGCUGUAACGACUUGGCACGAAUAAGGACAAUCCCAAAAUGCAGCAACCAAUGAUGGAAGCAGGAGCGGCCUAUGAGCCCUCUGUAAGAAGUUACGACGAUCUAUUCCCAGCCCUACCAGAAUCUACACCCCAAUAUCAGAACAGCUCUACAAUGGGACAAUGGACCGACAAGAUGAGAGUUGGGUCUACAAGAAUCACACAAGUUUUCAGGGUCCCUUAUGAAGAACGUAAAUUGGACGUACAAAAAUUCGGCGAAGGCGAAUCUAACCACAUCUGUGGUAAUAUUAUGAUAGAAACAGGUGCACACAUUGAAAUAUCCCAUGCUAAAGAUCAAUCGCUCACGUUCUUAGUGACAGGCAAACAAAACGAGGUACUUGAAGCAAGAAGAAAAAUUUUGACUCAUUUUCAGACUCAAGCUAGUAAACAAGUGUCUAUUCCAAAAGAACACCACGGAUGGAUUCUAGGUAAAAAAGGAGAUCGUCUGAGAGAACUUGAGAAAAAUACUGCGACCAAAAUUUCAGUACCAGCAAUAAAUGAUCCAUCCGAUGUAAUUACAAUAACAGGUACUAAAGAAGGAAUCGAAAAGGCAGAACACGAAAUAAGAGUAACAUCCGAUCAACAAUCGAAAAAAGCCUCAGAACGUCUGAACAUUCCCAAACAUUUCCACCCGUUCAUAACUGGUCCUUAUAGUCGAAAUUUGCAUCAUUUAAUGGCUGAAACCGGUGCGAAAAUAAACGUACCUCCACCGUCGGUAAACAAAGACGAAAUUUUCAUUGCUGGCGAAAAAGAAGGUGUAAUGGCAGCCAAAAAUAGAAUCGAAGAUUUAUAUAAAUCGUUAGAAAAGGAAUUGAAAACUGUAGCAGUGGAAGUGCCAAAAAGUCAACACAAAUAUGUAAUAGGGACAAAGGGAAAUACAAUACAGGAGAUUUUAGAUACUACUGGAGUUAGUGUUGAGAUACCUCAAAAUGAUUCACCCACAGGUACCAUUACUCUACGUGGUCCCCUUGAUAAGUUGGGUUCAGCAUUACAAGUAGUUUGCGAAAAGGCGAAUUCGGUUCGUUCCAGCGACGUAGACGCUCCGGCGUGGAUCCACAGAUAUAUAAUCGGUCGCAAAGGUGCCAAUAUCAAUAAAAUCACACAGAACUUUUCAAAAUUACAUGUAGAAUUUACCGAUAAAGACAAUAAAAUCAAAAUCGAAGGACCUCCUGAUGAAGUGGAAAAAGCGCAAGAACAACUGGAAUCUAUAACCAAGGAUUUGAUUGCUAAAAUGAUGUAUUUGGAGAUGGAUGUCGAUCCUAGGUUGUUCAAGCACAUCAUUGGAAAGAAUGGAGCUAAUAUUAAUAAACUAAAGGAAGAUUUCAACGUUUCAAUCAACAUAGAAGAAAGUGGUUUGGUGCGUAUCCAAGGUAACAGAGAAGAUGUGAUUAGCACUGCAUCUGAAUUAGAACAAAGAAUUUUCAAAUUGGAAAACGAAAAAGAAAAAGAUGUCAUAAUUGAACAGAAACAUUAUAGAAAAAUCAUAGGUGCGAAAGGAGAAAACAUCAAAGAUAUCAGGGAUAGAUUCAAUCAAGUACAAAUCUAUUUUCCGGGACCAGGAGAAAGAAACGACAUUGUUAAAGUUAGGGGACCAAAAGAAGACGUCGAUAAAUGCGCUAGAUAUUUAGAAAAAUUAGUCAAAGAACUGAAUGAGGCAUAUCAAGUCGACCUUCCAAUUUACAAACAAUUCCACAAAUUCAUAAUAGGCAGAGGUGGUGUUAACAUCCGUAAAAUACGCGAAGAAACCAACACCAAGAUCGAUCUACCGGCCGAAGGCGAUAAAAAUGAUAUGAUCACCAUCACCGGUAAAAAGGAGAACGUAGACGAAGCCGUCGAAAAAAUACGCAAAAUUCAAGAUGAACUUGAAAAUAUUAUUACCGAAGAAAUAACUAUUCCUCCUAAAUUUUACAACUCUCUCAUCGGUGCCAAAGGUAAACUAAUACAUUCUGUUAUGGAGGAUUGCGGUGGUGUUACAAUCAAAUUCCCUAGUGCCGAUAGCAAAAGCGAUAAAGUUACUAUUAGAGGACCUAAAGAUGAUGUUGAUAGAGCUAAGCAACAGCUGUUGGAUUUGGCAAAUGAGAAGCAACUAGCCAGCUACAGUGCCGAGGUCCGUGCCAAACCGCAACACCAUAAAUUCCUAAUCGGGAAAAACGGUGCCAAUAUUAAGAAAAUUCGCGAUUCUACGGGAGCCCGCAUAAUUUUUCCUUCUGAUACAGACGAAGACAGAGAAGUUAUCACUAUUAUUGGUAAGAAAGAAGCAGUCGAAGAAGCCAAAGCUGCCUUAGAAUCUAAAAUUAAGAAUGUAGAUAAUAUAGUGGAAAGUACAAUGCAAGUAGACCCUCGCCAUCAUAAACACUUUGUAGCCCGAAGAGGAGAAGUUUUGCACGGAAUAUCCGAAGAAUGCGGAGAAGUUAUGAUAUCAUUUCCGCGUUCAGGCGACGACAGCGACAAAGUUGUCCUUAAAGGACCUAAAGAAUGUACGGAAGCCGCCAAAAUUAGAAUCAACGAAAUUAUAGCCGAAUUGGAAUCGAUGGUAACAAUCGAUUGUGUCAUCCCGCAAAAACACCAUAGAACAGUAAUGGGUUCCAAAGGACACAAAGUACAAAUGAUCACUUCUGAUUAUCACGUUCAAAUCAAAUUUCCCGAAAAGAAUAACCAAGACGAAUACGUAAAUCAUGAACAAGUUAAUGGAGAAACUGAUGAAGAGCCUAUCAGACAAUGUGACGUUAUAAAAAUAACUGGUAAAGACACCAAUUGUGAAUUAGCUAAACAGGCGCUAUUGGACUUGGUACCUAUAACAAUAUCCGUAGACGUACCGUUCGAACUACAUCGUUCUAUCAUAGGACAAAAAGGCCGCGACGUCAAAGAUCUUAUGGAUAGAUACGACGUACACAUCGUUCUUUCUCCUCAAGAUAUUAAGGAAGACGUCAUCAAGAUCACUGGUGCGGCGACUAACGUCGAAGAUGCUAAAGAAGCUCUUUUGGAAAGAGUCAAAGAAUUAGAGGCCGACAAGAAAGACAGAGAACUUAGAAGGUUCGCUUUAAAGGUCGAAGUACCGCCCGAGUACCAUCCCAAGAUAAUUGGCAAAAGAGGUGCUGUCAUUACUAAGAUCCGCAAGGAUCAUGACGUUCAAAUUACUUUUCCCAAAAAAGGAGAUCCAGAAGAAUCGAUUAUAACCAUCACUGGCUACGAAGCUAAUGCAUACAACGCCAAAGACGAUAUUAUGAAAAUUGUCAACGAACUUAACGAGCUCGUUAAAGUAGAAAUCAACAUUGACGCCAGUGUCCAUUCUAGAUUAAUUGGCGCCAGAGGCCGUAACAUUAAGAAAAUAAUGGAAGAUUUCAAUGUCGAUAUCAAAUUCCCUAGAGACGGAGACAAAGAUGGUAAUCUUGUUGUCAUUACCGGCCAAGAGGAUAACGUGUAUGAAGCUAAGGAUCAUUUGCUCAACUUAGGAGAAGAAUACUUACAAGACUACACGGAAUUACAAACAAGAGAAAGACUACAUACAUUGAGUUCCCAUUUUGAACCCGCUGCUGCACAGAAUAAUCACUCCCGUGGCGGCGAGCCCAAUAAUGGAUUUGUAGUACAGGGUGGACCGUGGGAACAGAGGGCUCCAAAUACGGCUAGCGUAACGGAAUUCCCGUCCUUCAGACGUGCUACGGAAGAGCCACAAGCACCAGCUCCAGUAGCAGGCGCUUGGGGUUCACGACAUAAAAUCUAUUAAACGAUACAACUACUUUUUGCUUCCACUUUCCUACAAUUUCAUUUCUAUUUAAAACAUUUUGGCUUAUUUUUAUGUUGUACCUUCGUAUAAAUUAUCACUGCCAAAAAAAUAUUCUAGGAAGUAUUUUUUUAUUGUUUCGAAAGUUGGAAGUAGGAAGCUUGCCGAAUAAUUUGAGGUUAUGUUCAAAAUACUAACCUUAGUUAUUAAGUUAGUUGCGCGUGUUGCAACCACUCCUCCCCCUCCUCUUCCCUCACUGUUUGCUGCAUUGAUUAGUAAAAAAGGCCUGGCGACGAAACUGGACUCGCGAAUUAACGGAUAAACGAUAUAAAACUAAACAAAGAGAUGAAAACUGUUUUUUUUUCUAAUAUGGUAUGUAAUAAAUAUUUAAAAAAAUGGUGUCUUCCUUAAUUGAAGGCAUUGCACGGCCUAGAAUAUAUAUAUAUAUAUAUAUAUAUAUGUAUGUAGAGAUGUUAUGAUAUUUGCAACUUAUGUUAUUUUUUGCUAUGUAUGUGUUGCCCCCCCCCCAUUUGUAUAUUAUAAGAUAAUUAAGGUAUAUAUAAAUCUGAGUGACAGCCUGUAGACAUUUUUGAGAGCUGAAACAAUCACCACUCACUGAUUUAAGUAAUUGCCAGAAGUAUAGGAAAAAUACUAAAAAUUAACUUCUCACAUUUUUUUGGACGUUUUCUUUCUAUAAAAUGAUAGUAUUUUCCAAAAACUGAAAGUGUUUGUAGUUAGUUUCAAUUUCAUUACUCUAAAUUUUGAAAUUGUAUUUUUACUUGUAAAAAACCUGAUAAAUCUGUAUGAAAAAUUAUAAUUUUUCUCUGUUUAUUGUUUCAGUUUACAUUUUUCACUAUAUUGAGUCAUAAAAUUUUCAUUUCUUAUAAAACUGCUAGAUUUUUGCCAACAAUUCUCAAUUUUCAUUUGUUUGAAUUCUCAGUUUUCAUUUUCGCUGUUUCCAUUACUGGUUUUCAUUUUUAAUGCCUUGAAACAUGAAAAAUUCCAUUUUUCAUUGUUUGGUAUAAUAAUUUUCAUUAUUAUUAAUUAUUAAUGUGUAAUUUCUUAUGAAAUCUGUAGUAUUCCAUUGAAAAAUAUCCAUUUUUUUGCGCAUUGAAUUACAAAAUUGUCAUUUCUUGUGAUAGCUAACAGAUUUGAGCAUAAAAACCAUCUUAUAAUUGUUUGGGAUCCUAGUUAUAAUUUUUUUAUUGUUCUGUAUUAUCAAUUCGUCAUUUCUUGUGAAAAUUGAUAGAUUUGAGUGAAAAAUAUCCAUUUUUUUCACUAUACCAUUUUCUAGUUUUCAGUUUUAAUACAUUGGAACACGAUAUUGCCAUUUAUUGUGAAAACUAAUAGACUUAACAAUAAAAUACCCGCCCUUUCACUGUUUGGUAUUCUAGUUUCAAUUUUUUAUUAUUAUAUAUUAAAAAUAUCCAUUUUUUCACUAUUUCAUUGUCUAGUUUUUAUCUUUAAUGUCUUGAUACAGGGAAUUUCCAUUUAUUGUGAAAACUAACAAAAUAUCCAUUUUUUCACAUUUUUUAAUUUGUAGUUUCCAUUUUUGAUACCUUGAUUUACGAAAUUGUCAUUUCUUGUGAAAAUCUUGAUGAAAAAUUUCUGUUUUUCAUAGUGCAGAUUUCUAGUUUUCAUUUUCAAAGCAUUGAAUUACGAAAAUGUCACAUCUUGUGGGAACAAAAUCUUAUUUAUGAAAACUUGGUUUGAUGUUCGGAGGGGUUUCGUAGAAUGAGAUUUAAAUUUGUGGUGAAAUUGUUUAAUCUCUCAAAAAUUCAUUUAUAUCAUUAUUGUUUCAUGAUCACUCUUACAGUAUACAGGUUGAGCUCAGGCGUGGGACAUUCACUUUAGAUAUUAACAAAAUAAACAACAAAAAGGGUGGGAAUGGAAUUUUUACUGUGAUAAACAAAAAUGAUUUGUCUACAUUAAAAAGUGAUUAUAAACUAUGGUACUGUAAACCCGGGGCGGUAGUAAAAGAUCCCCCUACAAUUUUUCACCGCAAACUUUUUUAGUUGCACAAUUUUUUUUCUCAAUUAUGUACCUGUUGAAAAUACUGUAAAUAGUUUUUAACAAUAUUUGUUUUUUGUGUAUAGGGUGAUAAAUCAUUUGAAAGGGUCUAAAUAUUGAUAUUAAUUAUAAAAACGAUCAACAUAUUUCGAUUUCGGUGUCUAAAGUGGUUGGCCUAAUACCAUCUAUGUAUGUCGCAUAUCGAUAUUCUUUUUUAUAUUUUUUUUUUGAAUUGUUACGUAAAUAUUUUUUAUUUGUGUCAUAACUUCUCUGCCCCCCUUUUUGAAAAAAAAGCAAGGCAGUGUAUUGUAUCGUGCCUUUGUCUCAGAUUUAAUUUUUCUUGAAGAACCUACCAUCCCCUAAAUUUUUUUAUUAGGAAUUUCCCCUCCCUAUUCCUUCAAUCAAUACGUUUUGUUAUAGACAGAUAGGAUAACUCCAAUUAUUACAAUUUCUUAUUUUUCGGAAUGUUUUUGUAGUUAGAGGGAGCGGAUUAAAAAGUUUGUUCUGUCAAAUAAAAUUUAUAUAAAGGAUAGUGUUAUUUUUGUGGUAACUUUUUCAUUUUUGGUUCUUUGUUAUUGAAUCAACUUAUGAAGAAAAAAAAAAUGACUGAUUGUACGUGUCGAAGAAAUCAACACGACUUAAUUAAUUGAAAAAGAUAUAUUUCUAAAUUUUUUUUGCUGUUAAUCUUGUGUAUAUAGGAUAUAUUAUUUUACAGAGAGUCCCUGCGGUCAUUUUUGUUAGCCCAGGACUAACCUGAGGGAGAGAAUUAUAAUAAAACAAAUAAAAAUAC
This is a messenger RNA of Diorhabda carinulata, 6700 nucleotides long. RefSeq names its product vigilin (gene Dp1). Lineage: Eukaryota; Metazoa; Arthropoda; Insecta; Coleoptera; Chrysomelidae. Bases 181 to 3903 code for a protein of 1240 amino acids. The transcript has 13 exons. Gene Ontology annotation, molecular function: mRNA binding. The record is from RefSeq and is a predicted model, not a curated record. Gene Ontology annotation, cellular component: nucleus; cytoplasm.